AUGGCAGAACUGCUAUGCAUCAUUUGCAAGGUAGAUUUGAUUCGUCUGAAGGAAGCUGAUGAAAAUCUUAACUUCUGUUUCCCAGAGGAAGCAUUUAAUGGGGCCAGUGAACUAAGCUCAAAGGGUUGGUCAGUGGCAAACGAAAACAUUCAGAAAUUGAUUAAAGUCCUGCAUUCCCAGUUAAAGAAAACUCUUUUAGAUUGCGUAAGAAAGAACAAUCAUCUGUUCCAUGUUUCUGGAGCUGAAGGUGGUACAGAUAUUUAUCUCACAAGGCGUGCUGCUGCAAGGAGGAAUUUGCUUCAGAACAUUGCAAAGACCCCAGCCCCAGCCCCAGCCCCAGCCCCAGCCUCAGAGCCAGCGCCUGCUGUUGGAUCACCAUCUCCUAGCCCUGCUCCAGCCCCAAAUCUGGCACCUUCUUCAGUUUCUACUCCAACCCCUGCCCCUUCACCACAAGAGCCAUUUUUUCCUCAACUAUCUCCACCUCCUCCCAGUCCUACCGAAAAUGCUUCUGCAGGUCCAACUUCUGGUCCUAUCGAGCCAGAUAAUGGCAAAAAUAACCAUAAAACAGUUGUUAUUGCAGUAGUUGUGACUGCUGCAGUGACAUUUGUUGUUGCGGCAUUGUUCUUUUUGUUUUGUACUAAGAUUUGUAGGAGAGGACCUGCAGGUAGAAGAAAUGAUGAAAGACCCCUUCUUAGCCUAAGCUUAACUGACAAUUCUGUUGGUUCUACACAUAAAACUUUUGGCUUAGGAAAUUCUAUUGAAGAAGAGAAGCUUGGUCAUCAAUCUUUUGGAUCAUCUUUGGAGAGCAAUUUUUAUAAGUCUGAUGCUCUUAAUGUAUCGCUAGAUGAAAGUAUGUCAUUAGGAGCUGUUGGCGGUGCUGCCAAAUCCUCUGCUGACAGCAAGAUGAACACACUUGUACCACCUCCUCCAGGAAGGACAGGGAGCAACCCCUUUUUGAAGCUUCCUCCUGGAAGGGCAGAACCACUUCCUCCAGAACCGCCUGCUAAUCUCAGGCCUCUUCCCAGUAGGGCUGGUCCUACUCCUCCCCCUCCCGCACCACCUGCCCCUGCAAAAUCAUCCAGUAGCGCUGGCCCUCGACCCCCUGGUCCACCUCCUCCUCCACCUAUUGCUCCUGCAGUGAAACCUGGUCCACGGCCUCCACCACCUCCAAUGGGAGGUUCUGCUCCUCGACCACCACCACCAAUGCACUCAUUAGGUCCAAAGGCUCCUCGACCACCUCUUGGAUCAAAACAUCCUUCCAAUUCUGCGUCUAGUGAGGAUGAUGCUGAUGCUCCUAAAGCCAAGUUAAAGCCAUUUUUCUGGGAUAAAGUUCUAGCCAACCCUGAUGAUUCAAUGGUUUGGCAUCAGAUUAAAUCAGGAUCAUUCCAGUUCAAUGAGGAGAUGAUAGAAACCCUGUUUGGAUAUGCACCUGAUAAAAACAAAAAUGAACGCAAGAAAGAGUCUUCUUCCCAUGAUCCUUCACCCCAGUUUAUUCAAAUACUUGAUCCCAAAAAGGCACAAAAUUUAUCUAUUCUUUUGCGGGCACUGAAUGUGACGAUAGAAGAAGUCUGCGAUGCACUUCGUGAAGGUGGAAACGAGCUUCCUGUAGAGCUUUUUCAAAAUUUGUUGAGGAUGGCGCCCACAGCAGAUGAAGAACUGAAGCUUAGGCUCUACAGUGGUGAACUUUCUCAACUUGGACCUGCUGAGAGAUUCCUAAAAGCGUUGGUUGAUAUCCCAUUUGCAUGUAAACGACUGGAAGCACUGCUUUUCAUGUGCACUCUACAGGAAGAGCUUACCACCAUUAAAGAGUCUUUUGAAACCUUGGAGGUUGCUUGCAAGGAACUCAGAAACAGUCGAUUGUUCCUCAAGCUUCUAGAAGCUGUUCUUAAAACAGGCAACCGGAUGAAUGAUGGAACAUUCCGUGGUGGUGCACAAGCAUUCAAGCUUGACACACUUUUGAAAUUAUCUGAUGUAAAGGGAACAGAUGGGAAGACGACUCUCUUGCACUUUGUUGUUCAGGAGAUAGUUCGCUCUGAAGGUGUGAGAGCUGCUCGUGCAGGACGAGACAACCAGAGCCUCUCUGGUAUCAGUGUAAAAACUGACGAUCUCCUUGAGGAAAUUUCCCCUGAUACAGAAGAGCACUAUCGCAGCCUUGGUCUUCAGGUUGUUUCUUGUUUGAGCAGUGAACUAGAAAAUGUCAAAAGAGCAGCAGUUGUGGAUCCUGACAGCUUAACAGGAUCUGCAGCCAAACUUGGGCAGUCACUGUUGGUAACCCGAAAUUUCCUGAAUAAAGACAUAAAGAAUUUAGAGGAAGAUAGUGGAUUCCAUGAAACGUUGAGAAGUUUUGUGCAGAAUGCUGAGGUUGAUAUCAUGUCCCUUCUGACAGAAGAAAAGAGAAUUAUGGCUCUGGUGAAGAGCACUGGCGAUUAUUUCCAUGGAAAUGCAGGGAAGGAUGAGGGUUUACGAUUAUUCAUCAUUGUAAGAGACUUUUUAAUAAUAUUAGAUAAGGUAUGCAAAGAGGUGAGAGAGGCACAAAAGAGGUCAGCGAAAACACUGAAAAAAGAGGCAUCUACUGCAUCAUCGCCCUCUCAUCAGCGCCAGAAACCCUCGCCUGAUCUUCGCCAACGGCUAUUUCCAGCGAUUGCAGAGCGACGUAUGGCAGGUUCUGAUUCUAGUUCGGAUGACGAGGGUUAA
Dovyalis caffra is the source of this 2694-nucleotide messenger RNA. The record is from the annotation of a GenBank genome assembly. NCBI's taxonomy places the organism in Eukaryota, Viridiplantae, Streptophyta, Magnoliopsida, Malpighiales, Salicaceae.